Molecule: messenger RNA, 771 nt
Organism: Penicillium cataractarum
Lineage: Eukaryota; Fungi; Ascomycota; Eurotiomycetes; Eurotiales; Aspergillaceae
Product: MARVEL domain-containing protein
Exons: 2
Coding region: 1-771 (256 amino acids)
Cellular component (GO): membrane
Source: RefSeq, a predicted model, not a curated record
AUGCUGGCCCUCCAUAUAGUUCUCUAUGUCCUGUUGGGCACAUGUCUGGCCUUUGCUAUCGUCGAGCUGGGUCUGACUGCCUAUGUCGCUUCCAUCUGGACUGGCGAUCGUGAGACGUACACAUGGAAUGCCUAUGAGGGUUAUGUCUACACGACUGUCCAUUAUAGCGCUCCGGGUAUUCUGAUCUUCAUCAUCUUCACUGCCUGCUGGACAGUCCUGGUAUCUGCUGCCGCCCUUGUCCUACCUUGGUUCUAUAGUCGCAAGGGUGCCGUGACUCGCAAGCUAAACACUGUCCUCGGCGUCUCCUUCAUCGUCGUUUACUUUAUUACCUCCGUCUUCUGGCUGGCCAGCUUUGCAGAUAUCGAGGCCCAACUCGGCGGUGCUACCAGCUACAAUGACUACCUGAAUGCCGUCAUUGCCUUUUCUGUUCUCCUCUGGCUCAUCUUCCUCGCCCUUUUCAUCCUAGCCAUCCUCGCCGUCUGCGGCGUCCUAUUCUCAGACUGGGCAGGCUACCAGUCCAUGAAGAAGGGGGCAGUUGACCCAGAGCAACCCCAAGUCUCGACGGUCCCUCCCCCUACCAACGAUCUGCCGAUGGGUACGGCCCCAGCCCCCGUUGCUGCUUCGGAGCUGUCGAGUCGUGAUGCUGAGGCUUUGCAUAACCAGCCACCCACUAGCCAAACGUAUAGUUCGUCUUCGCCCUCGGGUAUUGCCAGCGCCGAGUUGAGCGCUGAUAGCGCUGUCUACCACGAGAAGUAUGAUAAACAACCAUGA